This is a messenger RNA of Hydractinia symbiolongicarpus, 2550 nucleotides long. RefSeq lists its product as uncharacterized. The transcript is spliced from 7 exons. Lineage: Eukaryota; Metazoa; Cnidaria; Hydrozoa; Anthoathecata; Hydractiniidae. The coding region runs from base 153 to 1100 and encodes 315 amino acids. The record is from RefSeq and is a predicted model, not a curated record.
UUUGACGAAUCCAUGUUUGUUCGACUCCGAGAUAGUGGACGCGGCUUACAGUAUUAAAUGGACGAAGAGGUGGGGAGCCUGCUAGACUUUCCAUUGAGGAGUGGAACGAUGCGAAAUCCAACAAGUGGAUUGAUAAGCAGAGGAAAGAUUCUAUGGAUGAACUUGACAGGAUGAUAGUUGAUUCGUUAAAAGUCACAUAUUUAACUGGCAAGGGAAACAAUCAUUUAGUGCCGUUACUUAUACCUGAAGACACAACCGUAGCCAUCGACAUUUUGUGUGAUUUAGAAGUUAGAUGUGCUGUUGGGGUGAGAGGGGACAAUCCUUAUGUUUUCCCGUCAACCAGAUUAUCAGAAAACCAUGUUUCCGGCUGGCAUUCAAUGCAUAAUGUGUGUGACCGUUUGCCGUUAAAAGAGCCACAAAAUAUGAAGGCUACGACAAAUCGGCAUCGCGUAUCGACAUUAUUCGCUGCCCUGGAUCUUUCAAAAAACGACAGGGAAUACUUUUACAAACAUAUGGGUCAUUCUGCUCAAAUAAAUGAACAGAUAUAUCAGGCACCAUUGGCAUUAAUGGAAGUAACCAAGAUAGGAAAACCGCUUAUGGAAAUAGAUCAAGGAUCUACAAAACAAAAUGCUCGUGAUUCGAAAAGUACCUUCAAACCUACAGAUGAUGAUUGCAAAAAAACAGAAAAUGACUCAAAUAGUAUUGUUAAUCCGUCAUCAAAUUCCAAAAAACGCCUCAGGCUAACUGGUGAGUCUGUAAAGAAUUUUUGUGAGUCAGACAGUUAUGAUGAUGAAAAACAAACAGUCGAUUCCGUUGAAUGGUUGAAUAAGCGUAAACGUGUACAAAAACUACCCAAGAAAGGUUAUGGGACUUUAUCAUGGAGUGAUGACACUGAAAAUGAUUUCAUGAAGCGCUUUGGAGGAUUUGUUAAACGAGCCGAAGAAGAUCCAAUGCCAAGUCGUGCAGCGAUGAAACAAUUUCUUGCUGACCAUAAAUUAGACUUUGCAUUUACGAAAGUAAGAAACAAAAUUAACAACGAACGUGCGAAAUGGGAUAAAUUGGUGCAGCUUAAUAUGAAAAAACUAUCUAUUCCUGUGUAAUUUAAAAUCUUAUGGUAGUAGAUGAGUGUAUUUAUGAGGAACUCAAAGUUCGGUGUAGCCCUAUGUUACGUCCCUCAAGUUGCUUUUUCGUUUGCUUUCGUUUGUGGAGAUUACUUGCUCAAAACUAAGGCUUAAACCGUGCAGUGCAUUUUAUAGUUUCUUAAUAAACUAUGCUUAAUUAAGAGUUGAGUGCCUUUUUUUGGCGCUCAGCCCUUAUUGAUUGCAUAUAACAUACAAGCUCCUAGCAACUUGGUUAUUUAUAAACAAAAAAAUUUUUGUUAAAAGUCGUGAUACAAAUCCAUUAUUUUUACGGCUUGUUAUGUAUUGUGCAUUGGCUCGUAUCUUUUAUAUCUUCGUCAUUUUCAAUGAGCCAAAUACAACACAAGUUUUACGAUGGUUUAGAUUUUAGUAAUAAAGGUUUAAGUUACAUAUGUUUUUUCUUUUUCUUGCAAACAAUCAAACGCGGCCUUUUCAUGGAUAUCAUAAAGUGGAAAUUAUAAAAACGAAAGAAGAGAAAAAGCAGGCUGGGGACCGUGUCGACAAAAGAUUCUUGGAGAUCUAUGCCUUAUUUUCGCGUAAAUUUUCUCAUAUAUUCAACAAUAGCAUUAGUUUUGCUAUAUUAAGCCAUUAAGAUGCCCUUGAUUCGUUGUUGGCAACCACGUGACCAACGCUGAAGAAGACAAGUUGGAACAAAAUAUCUUCUUUUAAAAAUAUUAAACAUUUUCGUUCUGCAUUAGGAGGCCGAAUAAAAAAGGACUAGUUCUACAGUUCAACAUGCGUACUAUAGAUUAUCAAUUAUCCGCCCACAAAAGAGCACCCAGUGAAAGAGUUCAAAAAUUUAAACGCCCAGACCACUUAUCGAUAAUUCACGAUAUAAGACAUAAAGAGAUUGAAUUGGCGCGACAUGGAACAACUUCUUGGAAAGAGUCGAGAAUAGAGUGAAAAAAGUCGAUCUAAUUCCCUAAAUAUAAGAUUGCGAACUUUUAGCCCCAUUCCCUUUUUCUUAAUUUGAGAACCAUGUUGCAGUGCCUCCGUUGUAAGCGAGGUUCACACAAAGACUCCUACCAGUAGCGUACAAUGUAUUUUAAGACCAGUUUAUUAUUUUUAUUUUCACGCACUUCAUCCAAAUUGCCAUUGGACUUCUUGGAAAGAUUAUACUUUGCCGUCAUCAUGUGGCAACUGAAGUCGUAUUAGCACGCAGCUUCCAAGCACGAACGCUGUUAAUAAUGGAAAUAUCGCCCAUUAAAAUGACAUUGCAAAACAUAUCUGUGUAUAAAAUUUAUUUGUUCUACUUGUUUUCAGACUGUUGGUAGUUGCUAUGUAGAGGUUCUAUCCUCUAUACCCUUUGUAUUUUUAUAAAAUCAAUUAAAAUAUCUAAAAGACAGAAAAUUAUUCUUUCAUUUUAUCCGUGUAUACCGUACUUUAUAUUGUUUCUUAUACGAUCAAAGGU